UGUGUCACUCUAUUUCUGACUCCAUCCCCCCUCUCAGUCUGCCCGGUGUGGGUCUGUGGUGGUGUUUGUGUGACAGCGAGACUCUACAGGAUUUAACCACCUGGAUAUUUUACCUGUUUUUCAGCUGUUUUUUUAAAGGUUGUUGUCUUUCUCUGCGCGCACACACCACCGCCACUCUGACAUCACACCUGGCUGACCUCCGUGUGACCCCUCCUGCACACCCCUGAACCCCCUGAUACUCCUCCACCCAACCCAACCACCACCCACCUCUGUGAAACCAUGGCACUGUCUUCACGCUUAAAACUGUGGGAGCAGAAGAUAAAGGAGGAGAAAACGCCGGUGGCCGCCGCCGUCCCUCCGCCGCCUCUGUCAGCUCUGCCCGGCGGCUUCCUCAAACAGCUGGUCAGAGACUCAGAGAAGGAAACCAAACAGAAAGAGCCGGACGUCAAGGACGAGAAACCCCCAAGCAAACUGAGCGACAACCUCGUGCAGCAGUUCCUCCUCCCGGAUCAGACUCCUCCGAUCCUCGAGGCCGAGAUGUCGCUCCGGGCUGAGCAGAUGACCAACAACAGAAGACUCCUCGUCAGUCCUGACCCCGCCGACAAGACGGAAACCAGACAGCCGGUAACACCCGAGCCGCCGAAGCAGAAACAAGACAUGACGCCAGAGAAGAGAGUGAAGACGCCACAGGUGGAGCAGAAGAAGGAGAGGAUAGAGGAGGUGAAGAAGGAGGAGAGGCAGGAGCCAGAGGGAAGGCAAGCAGACCAGACUAUAACUGAGAAUGACAGGAGAGAGACGAGGGACGUGUGGUACGAAGCUGGCACCGUUUGGUAUGUUCACAAGGACGGGUUCACCCGCGCCACUCAGCUGAAGCCAGACGAAGGCACACCUGAACUCCCAGAAGGCCGAGUGAGGGUCCGACUGGAGAGCGACGGCUCGCUGCACGAUGUCACAAAGUUUGAGAUUGAGAAGUGUAACCCGUCAGAUCUGGACCUGUGUGAAGAUCUGAGCGACCUGCAGAGCGUGAAUGAAUGUGGAGUCCUGCACACGCUGACCUCGCGAGCUAAAGCCAGCAUGCCGCUCACGCAUGCGGGACCCAACUUGGUCAACUUCUGGCCUCCGUUACAGGCGAACAGCAAGACUCCGAAGUCUCGGCGAGGGGAGUCCAUAUGGGACGCUCCUCCUGCUCUGGCCGCUCUGGUCAAACGGGUCUACGUGUCCAUGGUCGGCACCAGGAGAGACCACAGUGUCUGCGCGAUGGGACGCAGCGGGACCGGCAAGACCACGGCGUGCCAGGCCUUCACGCACACCCUCCUCAAACAGGCCGGCACCACCGGAGAGAAGAUCAGCGUGGAGCGCGUGCAGGCCAUGUUCACCAUCCUCAAGUCCUUUGGCUGCGUGAGCUCUCAGCACAGUGACGCCUCGUCUCGGUUCGCCAUGGUCUUCUCGCUGGACUUUAACCACGCCGGACAGGCGGCUGCCGGACACCUACAGACGAUGAUGUUGGACAAAUGGAAAGUUUGUCAGACGACUCAAGGAGAGAGUAACUUCCUGGUUUUCUCUCAGAUGCUGGCCGGACUCAGCACAGAGAUGAGGACAGAACUGCAGCUGCAUCAGCUUCCAUCAGAUUCCAACUCUUUUGGUAUCGUUCAUCCCACCAAGGUUGAGGAGAAACAGCGAGCGUCCGUCGGCUUCACCAAGCUGCUGACUGCCAUGGAAACGCUCGGCUUCUCAGCCAGCGAGCAGAAGGCGAUAUGGCAUGUUCUGGCUGGUAUUUACCAUCUGGGAGCUGCAGGAGCCUGCAGAGUCGGUCGGAGGCAGUUUGUGAGUUUCGACAGCGCUCAGGUGGCCAGCAGUGUGCUGGGAUGCGAGGGAGAGGAGCUGCACACGGCCGUCUUCAAACAUCACCUCCGACAGCUGCUGCAGAGAGCCACCGGGGGCAGCAGAGAGAGGAACCCUGCCGCCGAGGCAGAGGAGGGUCCGAGGUUGACAGCUGUUCAGUGUGUUAAUGGAAUGGCUGCUGGACUCUAUGAAGAACUGUUCACUGCUGUAGUCUCACUUAUCAACAGGGCUCUGAGCGGGCAGCAGCUGACGUUAGCCUCUGUGAUGGUGGUGGACACGCCGGGCCUGAGGAGCCCGAGACACUCUGCAGAGGAGCGAGGAGCGAGCUGGUCCGAGCUCUGCCACAACUACCUGCAGGAGAGGCUGCUGGAGCACUACCACACACACACCUUCAGACACACUCUGGAGAGAUACACACAGGAGAAGGUCCCUGUGCAGUUGGAGAACCCGGAGAACAGCCCGUCUGAGGUGGUGUCAGCUAUCGACCAGCAGCCUCCACAGGUGCGGGUAGCAGAUGGAGACCCCAGAGGUCUGUUAUGGGUUCUGGAUGAGGAGAUGGUGACACCAGCCUCCAGUGAGAACAACGCCCUGGAGAGAGUCUGCCAGUAUUACAGCAGCACCGUGCGUCAGUGCGAGCAGCCGCUGCAGUGUGAGGUGAACCACCUGAUGGGUGGUGACCCGGUUCGCUAUGACCUGACUGGAUGGUUCGGGCUGAUCCAGAACAACCUGUCUUCUCUCAAUGCCAUCUGUCUGCUCCAGAACUCCACCAUAGAGGUGGUGAAGUCCAUGUUCACCCCCAGAAUCUCUCUGCCCCCCCUGUGUCGAGGUCUGGGUGGUCUGGAGGGCGGCAGCCAGCGAUCUCUGCAGAGGAACGGCACCAUCAGGAAGACAUUCAGCGGAGGGAUGGCGGCCAUUCGCCGAAACUCCCAGUGUAUUGCCGUCAAACUGCAGGCAGACGCUCUCGUGAACCUGAUCCGUCGAGCCAGGCCGGUGUUCCUGCAGUGCGUCAUCGCAAAGGCCGACAGUGGAAGUUUUGAUGUCCCAGCGCUCCGAGUCCAACUGCACUCCACCCAGAUCCUGUCAGCGCUGCAGCUCCACCGCACAGGUUAUCCUGAACACAUGACUUUGAGCGACUUCAGGUGUCACUUCCAGGCGCUGUCUCCUCCCAUCAUGAAACGUUACGCCUCGAUGUUUGUCAGCCACGAUGAGAGAAAGGCGGUGGAGGAGUUGCUCGUCGAGUUGGAUCUGGAUAAAAAGAGCAUCGUCGUGGGCGCCAGCAGGGUGUUCAUGAAGCGAGGCGUGCUGCGAUACCUGGAGCAGCAGAGGGACCAGCAGGUCACCGGCUGGUUGGUGCACCUGCAGGCCGCCGGCAUGGGACACCUGGCCCGUCAGAAGUACCGCAAACUCAAGGUGCAGCAGAUGGCGGUCAGGUGUCUGCAGAGGAACCUUCGAGCUCUGAGGGUCGUCGCUAAGUGGAGCUGGUGGAAACUUUUCUGCAGAGUGCGUCCUCUGCUCGACGUCAACAUGGACAACGAGAGGCUGAGGGCGAAAGAGGACGAGCUCUCAGCUCUGAGACGACGUCUGGAGAAAUCCGAGAAGGAGAGGAACGAGCUGAGGCAGACCGCCGACAGCCUGGAGACCAAGGUUACGGCUGUGACAUCCGAGCUAAGCGAUGAGCGUUUCCGCGGCGACGCGGUGGGUCAGGCUCUGGAUGUGGAGAGGGCAGAGAGACUCCGACUCAGCAGGGAGAACAAAGACCUGCAGGCUCGUCUAGACCAGUGUAAAGUCGCCAUGGAAACCCUGGAGAAGCAGCUGGAGGAGGAGAAACAGAAAGUCCAGAUCGCCGAGAGUCAGAGAGGACCAGCCACAGACAGCGAGCUGGCCAUGCAGCUGGAGUGCUGCCAGACGGAGGUCGAAUUUGUCCGCAGACGACUCAAGCAGACGGAGGAAAAACUGGAGGCAGAGAAACAGACCAGACAACAGCUCGAUACCAAGGUGGCGACUCUGCAGGCCCAGCUGGAGCAGUCCAGGCGGAGUGCGACGGAGCUGAAACGUCACUGUCGCCGCGUGACCUCUGACCUCCAGGACGCCCGAGUCCUCACCGACAGCCUGCAGAGCCGCAUGCACGAGCUGGACCGCAAACAGAGGAGGUUUGACAACGAGUUGACUCAGGCUCUGGAGGAAGCCGACAACGAGAGAGAGCAAAAGGACAAAGCCUCCCAGGAAAACGCCGCCCUGGGGGCUGAAAUCUACGCCCUGCGCCGGAGCCUGCAGGAGAGCCAGUCAGAGGUGGACCGACUUCAGAAGCAGAAGGACGAGUUGUGCGCUCAGAUCCGUGACCUCAGCCUGCCCGUGGAUCUCGCCUCCGAUUCGCUACCUGACCUGAAGAAACAGCUUCGCCUCCUGGAGAGUCAGGCCAGCGAGCGAGCGCAGGAGAUCACCACGCUCACCGGCAAAAUACAGCAGCAGCAACAGGUCCACAUGCGCUUCGAGAUGGAGAUGGAGAGGAUGAAGCAGAUGCAUCAGAAGGAGUUGGAGGACAAAGAGGAGGAGUUGGAGGAUGUGCACAAGUCCUCUCAGAGACGGCUGCGGCAGUUGGAGAUGCAGCUGGAGCAGGAGUACGAGGAGAAACAGAUGGUGAUUCACGAGAAGCACGACUUGGAAGGACUCAUCGCGACUCUGUGCGACCAGGUGGGCCACAGAGACUUCGACGUGGAGAAGAAGCUGAGGAGAGACCUGAAGAGGACUCACGCCCUGCUGGCCGACGCCCAGCUGCUCCUCUCCACCGUCGACAACCCGGGACAGAACCUGCCCCACGGCAGCAAAGACCAGAUCGAGCGUCUGCACUGCCAGCUGGAGGAGAGCGAAUCGAGGCGGCUGGAGGCCGAGAGCGUUCAGACGACGCUGUGCCAGGAGCUGGACAACACCCAGAUCGAGCUGGAGAACAUCUGCAAACUGAAGAGUGUGGUGGACGAGCAGUUGGCGCUGCUGCAGCACGAGAAGGUGGACCUGCUGAAGAGACUGGAGGAGGAUCAGGAAGACCUGAACGAGCUGAUGAAGAAGCACAAAGCGCUGAUCGCACAGUCCUCCAGUGACAUCGCUCAGAUCAGAGAGCUGCAGGCGGAGCUGGAGGAGGUGAAGAAGCAGAGACACUCUCUGCAGGAGGAGCUCCAGCAGUCUGUGUCCAGGGUGCAGUUCCUGGAGUCGUCCACUGUGGGGCGUAGCAUCGUCAGUAAACAAGAGGCACGUGUGUGCGACCUGGAGAACAAGCUGGAGUUUCAGAGAGGACAGGUGAAGAGGUUUGAGGUGCUGGUGCUGCGUCUGAGGGACAGCGUGGUUCGUCUGGGAGAGGAGCUGGAGCAGAGCGCACAGGCGGAGGCUCGCGAGAGGGAGAACGCUCGCUACUACCAGCAGCGCCUGCAGGACAUGAGGCUGGAGAUGGAGGAGCUGAUCCAGAGGGAGCAGGACAGCGGACGCAGACGCAUGGAGCUGGAGAUGCAGGUGGAGGAGCUGAGCGCCGUCAGACAGACGCUACAAGCCGACCUGGAGACGUCCAUCCGCCGCAUCGUGGAUCUGCAGGCCGCCCUGGAGGAGGUGGAGUCGAGCGAUGAGAGCGACUCGGAAAGCGUUCAGACCGCUGUGGAGUCCUUGACUCGAAAGAAGGACCUUGACUCGGUGUCCAGCGUCGGGUCUGUCGGGACAGAGGAUGUCGGACAGGGGAUCCGUCAUUGGUUAGGAGUGCCCAGAGGAGGCUCCCGCGGCGCCGGCAGUACCAUCAGCAGCCAAGGGGGGCGCCAGUCUGUCGCUGACACCAUGAGCACCUACAGCUUCCGUUCUUGCGUGGACCCUGAUGACGACAGCUCUGAGGCCGGAGGUGUCAGAGCUCCCAGUCGAGCUCCGUCCUCCUCAGCUCUGUCCGAGCUGCUGGACGGACUCCGUAAACGCAGAGCCGGCGGCGAUGCAGGCGACGGAGCCGGCAGCGCCGUCUCCCUGCCCGUUUAUCAAACAACCGCGGCCUCCAGUCUCAGACGAAGAGCCUCGGCGCUCUCUCUCAGUCCAGAGGACGGCCCGGAGCCCCGGCCCGGCCCCAGCAUCCUUAAGCCGCCGUCCCCGCUCCUGCCUCGUGCUGCCAGCGCUCGCUCCAUCGGCGACGCUCAGACGUCCCCCGCCACCUCCACAGCUGGAGCCAAACUCUCCCGGUUCAACUCGAGUGAUUCCGUCUGUUCGCUUCCCUCGCUGCCACGCCUCUCCUCCUUGGCGUCCUCCCUCGCCGCUCGCCAUCACCCUCCCUCCCUGUCCAUCCCGGAGGAGGACCCAGAGCAAGCCCUCCGCUCCAUGACGACUCCCAUCCAGCGCUCCCCUCAGGCACCGAGGCGGUGCAUGCUUGCCACAGAGGACGGAGGGGAAGGCUCUCUGGGUUCAGAACCCAUGGUCUUCCAAAACCGCCGCCUGAUCGGGGACCGAGACGACGCGGCCUCCGACAUCCUGCCCGCCAUCCGGAGAGCUCAGUCCGCCAGCAGCCUGGCCGGCUCCAUCAGAGGAGGCAGGAGGGCGCUGAGCGUCCACUUUGGGGAGCUGCCUCCAUCGACCCGCAGCAGGAAAGGCUCUGAAACCGAGUCGUCCAGCUCAGGCGGAUCAGGAGGAAGUUCCCAGAACGGCGUUCCCCGCCGCAAGCCGCAAGGAGAAAGACUGGAGGCGGAGGGCAGCGAGGGCGGAGACGUGGCUUCAGUCAUGAAGAGGUACCUGAAGAAGGAAGUGGACUGAACGAGACGAGCUGACAGACUGAAGACUGCAGCAGCUGAAUGGAAAACUUCAGAAGUCAACAACGUUUGUUUUUCCACUUCGUUAAAAUCACCUGAAAACACGUUUGUUCAACCCACGAGCUCUCGAUCGACUGUACUUUCAGAGAAGCACUGUUUGUAUACCAAUAAAAAUAUUUCAUGAACCUUC
Larimichthys crocea (large yellow croaker) is the source of this 6792-nucleotide messenger RNA. RefSeq names its product myosin XVIIIB (gene myo18b). The transcript is spliced from 44 exons. The record is from RefSeq and is a predicted model, not a curated record. Gene Ontology annotation, cellular component: myosin filament; myosin II complex; cytoplasm. Lineage: Eukaryota; Metazoa; Chordata; Actinopteri; Sciaenidae. Bases 280 to 6606 code for a protein of 2108 amino acids. Gene Ontology annotation, molecular function: cytoskeletal motor activity; ATP binding; actin filament binding. Gene Ontology annotation, biological process: actomyosin structure organization.